Molecule: messenger RNA, 1999 nt
Organism: Biomphalaria glabrata
Lineage: Eukaryota; Metazoa; Mollusca; Gastropoda; Planorbidae
Exons: 6
Coding region: 76-1386 (436 amino acids)
Source: RefSeq, a predicted model, not a curated record
UAUCUCUUUAAACAAGAAAGAUAUGUUUCUCAAUUUUACAUCUAUUCAGAAACAUUUUUAAAUUUCUAUUUGUCAAUGGAGCGUACAUUGAAUGACCUGGUGGAAGACGUAUCAAAAUCAAAAAAGCAGGCAACAGAUAUUUAUUAUCGCACUAUUUCAAGACAGAUGGUCUUUGAUGUCUAUCAAAAUCUGGGAACUAAAAUUACAGCUAACACUCAUGAGAGUGAUGCAGACAGUGAUCGGAAGACAAAAAAAUUACCCUGUUCAUUCAUGAAGAAAUCUUGGUUGUCUGAUUCUUUUAGUUUAGACCAAGUUUCAAAGCAUAACAAAUGUGACAAAGAUAUGAGGUAUAAAUUGGAUAACACACUUCAAAAGAUCACAGAACAUAUGUGUCAAAUUUCUGAUCAUUGCCAGUGUUUUUACAAGUCUUGUUCCAAGAAAAGUCUCUCAGAAGCAGAAACCAGACAUUUCAAAGCCUAUCAUAAAACUCUGAAGAGCCCAAAGAAAAAGAGCAAGAAGCAUACCACCAAAGAGUCAAGUAGUGAAUGUAACACUGAUGACUCUGUGAGUGGAACAUCUGGAUGUAAAAGCUCUACGGUGCCAAAUAAAGAACAUAAACCAUAUAAAAAACAGGUUACGGUGAAAGUUCGCCCGGCUAAAUGUUCACAUAAAGCUAAAGAUUCUUUCAAAAAAUAUGAUAAGAAUUGUUCUCACUCAAUAGCCACAGCUUUUGCAGGCCCGGAACAAUCUCAAAUGCCUUACCAGGAUAAGCUCUACACCACAUUGGGAAAUUCAGAAACUUUUACCAAACCUGUUACCGGUAUCGCCAGUACAACUAAAGGUUUUCUAAGUUCUUCAUUAGAUGAUAGCACCUGCUCUGAGGGCAUGGAAGAACAGAAUGAAAGACCACAGACUGCUUGGGCAGAGACUUUGUACAAGAACCCCCAGACUGCUUGGGCAGAGACCUUGUACAAGAACCCUGGUCAAAACCCUUUGUCUGAUGUUAUUGGUACUGCACAAGGAAAUAGAGUGAUCAAAUUGAGUCAAAAACAAAAUGCUGGUGUCAUUGCGGAUACAGCAAGGCUAAGAACACAAAGUCUUCCUUUAAAACCAUCUUACUGUAAGGCGCCACCAACGAAAAGAUCAACUAGCAGCGCCUUUGAAUCCAGUGCACAUGUCCAGGGUCGAUCCCUACACUCAACAGCUGACAGCCAAAAGCGAAGUGAUGCUAUGAAUGCUGAGAUGUCAAGACAGGGCAUCUGCAUUAUCACAAAUCCUGGCCAGUACAUAGUGAGAAAACCUUUGCUUGGAUCUAAUAAACAUUUGUUUCAUGUUGAGCCAGGUCAGUUUAUCAAGCUCAAUAUCAAUGAUCUUGACAACAGUUGAUUCUACCAUCAUUAUUAUACACAAUAAUUUUUCUAAGCAUUUACAUUCUUUAAGAAGUUUUUCUAUUUGUAACCUCUUUCCCCCCCCCCCCCCCCCAUAUACUUGUACAUAUUUUGGUACGGUGCUCUGUUUUAUUUUUACUUGACAUUAUGUCAUCUUGUAUGUAGCAACUACAAAUUUUAUUUACACAUUGAUCUGAUAUUGAUUCAUGUUUUUACUGCUGUUUUAACUACUGUCUUUCACUUUCUUUCUUCACAAGAAUAAUUUUAAUACUGUAGUGUACACUUUUUUGGUCAAUAAUAAUUGACAUUAUUUAAUCUAGUUCUCAUAGAUUACUGGACUCUUUUUUUUUUUUUUUUUUUGGACUUCCAAUGCCAAUAAACAUUAAGAUUUCAGAAUCCGCUUUCCAAGCAAAAUAUUAACAUUGGAUGUAUAGGAUUAUAAAAUAACAAAUCUGUCUCCUUUGACAUGAUCUUAGGACAAUGUUCACCUAUACUGUAAAGUUCAAAGAAACUUUUUUUGUUUACAUUUCAAUUUUCCAGAUCUAUUUAUUAACGACAGAUUUCUAUGGUCAGCCUUUUCCAAUGUAAACAGUUUUUUUUUUUCAUCAUAU